AUGUCAAACUUUUAAGGUUAUAUUUGUUAUAUGGGUUAUGUUUGACAUCUAGAUAUUUACAAACAAACUUACGGAAUUUCAGUAUUAUUUUGCUGAAUUUAAGAAAAAUGGUGUGUGAUAAAUGUCAAGCCAAAGUGGGAAAGGUUAUAACACCCGAUCCGUGGAAAAGUGGGGCUAGGAAUACAACGGAAUCAGGGGGUAGAAAAGUUAACGAAAAUAAAGCUUUGACAUCUGCUAAAAACAGGUUUAAUCCGUAUUCUAGUAAAUUUGAGACAUGUAGGAUUUGUCGACAGAAAGUACAUCAGGUUGGGUCACAUUAUUGUCAGUCUUGCGCUUAUAAAAAAGGGAUAUGCGCAAUGUGUGGGAAGAAAAUAACCAGUACAAAGAACUAUAGACAAUCAUCUGCCUAAAUUGUUUUUAAUUUGUUGACUUAUUAGCCGUUCUUAAAGAUAAGCUAUAAGCUAAUAAAGUAAUUCUUGUAUCUAAAUAAUAAUAAACUGUAAGUUAAACUAAGGAGUUUUGUAGGGUUCUAAUAAAAC
This is a messenger RNA of Brassicogethes aeneus, 539 nucleotides long. The record is from the annotation of a GenBank genome assembly. Lineage: Eukaryota; Metazoa; Arthropoda; Insecta; Coleoptera; Nitidulidae.